AUGUCUGAUAUACCACCACAAGGCCCAUUAGAUACUAUACCAAAGACGAAUUAUCCGCCACUUUUAACGCCAGCAAAUUAUUAUUCUAUCAAGCAAAUGAUUGAACAAAUUAUCUCAGAAGAUCAAGACUAUGUAUCGUGGAAAAUUAAAGAUCUCAGAACUGGCGGAACUAUGAAUACUUUUGUUCCUUCUGAUAUAAUACACUAUAAACCUCUUCGAAAGAAACAAAUUAAAAUACCCUCUACUACCAUUACCAGCACUAAUAAUCAGAUAACAACAACAGGUGAUAAAAUAAAUAAAGUACCUCAAGGGCUGACAUUUAUUCGGGACAUAUAUGAAAAUCAAAGGAAUGAAGAAUUUGAAGAAUUACAACCUAUUGAGGAAUUAAGUUUUGAAGACCAGUUUAAGUUAUUAAUAUUAAAUUUGGAUGAUGACCAAAAUAGUCGAUUUGAAGUGUUUCACAGAACAUCGUUGAAUAAAAAUCAAGUUAAAAGAUUAGCUAGUCUUGUCUGUGGACAGAAUAUAACUGAGAAUAUUAGGGUUUUCUUACAAGCAAUUGGUAAAGUGUUUGCUGGUGAGAUUAUUGAAUUGACUUUGGAAGUUAGAAAGAAAUGGUUCAUAAAUUAUAUGAUUUGUCAAUUUGAUAAAAGAAAGAUAAUUGGUCAUAGAUUAAAGAAAUAUUUAAAAAAAUUGACUAUAUUAGUAGAAAGAUUAACACUUGAUAAAAAUAUUAAGAGUGAUUCUGAUAACUAUCAUACUACUACUAAUAGUAAUAAUAGUAGCAGUAAUAGCGGUAAUAAUCAUUUGCUUACAACUUUAGAACAAGAUGAAAACGACGAUAUUAACAUAAACGAAAGCGAUGAAUAUUUUGACGACGAAGAAGAUAAUAUGAAAGAGAUUCAAAAGGGCAAUAAAUUAUUAAAAGAAGAUAACAAGAAUACAAAUGAAAUUAGAGUAGGCCUGAUUGAUCAAUAUAAUAAAUUAGUUAAACAGUUUAAUUCAACGGAUGUCAGUAUAGAAAGGUAUAAUAAUAGCCCAAUUUUACCUGAACAUAUUAGAGAAGCAUGGCGACUAUACCAACUACAGAGUGAUAAACAUGUUUCAGGACAGUGGAGAUUUAAAGGUGAAGCAAACGGUGAAUUGUUUCGUUAA
This is a messenger RNA of Arxiozyma heterogenica, 1152 nucleotides long. RefSeq names its product TATA-binding protein-associated factor TAF11 (gene TAF11). Gene Ontology annotation, molecular function: transcription coactivator activity; protein heterodimerization activity. NCBI's taxonomy places the organism in Eukaryota, Fungi, Ascomycota, Saccharomycetes, Saccharomycetales, Saccharomycetaceae. Gene Ontology annotation, cellular component: transcription factor TFIID complex; nucleus. The transcript has a single exon. Bases 1 to 1152 code for a protein of 383 amino acids. The record is from RefSeq and is a predicted model, not a curated record. Gene Ontology annotation, biological process: RNA polymerase II preinitiation complex assembly; transcription initiation at RNA polymerase II promoter.